Nicotiana tabacum (common tobacco) is the source of this 910-nucleotide messenger RNA. NCBI's taxonomy places the organism in Eukaryota, Viridiplantae, Streptophyta, Magnoliopsida, Solanales, Solanaceae. The record is from RefSeq and is a predicted model, not a curated record.
GAUUUCCAUCCUUUGUUUGUUUCCCUGCCCCUUUUCUCCAAAUCCGAAAAAUCUUCACUCCCGCGUAGAACUAGAACCCAAUAGGCAAUAGCUUCUUCUCCUUUUCCUCAAGCUUAGAAUGGACGAGUCUAUAGGCAAAUUCUGCAAAACCCUAGCCAUUUUCUGUAACAAUCUCCAAAACAGCUGCCACGCUCUCAAAGAGUCCCUUGAUCGUCGUCCCAUUCCUCUUGAUUCUGCAUCGACGACCUUUGUGCAAAGCCUGAACCAGAGAGUAUCGUCACUGAGCGGUGACCUCAACGUGCUGGAGUCCAUGUCUUGUGAAACGGUGUCGUUUGAGGAGCUACUCGGCCAUUGCAAUGAAGUAUUCAAAAUGAACCAAACUCAUCUUCUUUCCCUCCAGGACCGUCUCCAUAAUCUUGGUUAUAUUUCUUCUGUCGAUCUUAUUGAUGAAGACAGUGAAGGAGAAGAAGAAGAUGCACAAGUUUGGGAAGAUUUAUCACCUGACCGCAGCUUAGACUUGAAGAAAAUUGAAGAUGAUCCUUUGCUGGAUGAUUCUCUGAAUUUGCAGAACCUUGGUCUUUCUGAUGUUUGCCUAGCUACCAUAGCAUCUGAAGCUAACACUAUAUAUGAGAAAGAGGGAUUAUAUCUAUCAACUGAGAAGAAGCAGGACAGUAGUGAUGGGAAAAUGAAUGAUGAAUUAAAGUCAUCUGAAGAUAUUCAGUCGUUGAUAACUGUGUCAGAAGAUGACUAUGAAAACCUCCCCAAACAUUUGAAGAGUUUAGCUUCAUGGCAGCUACAGUACUAUUCCGACAACUACAGUAGAUUCCGGCAGCUACAGUAUUUCAGUAUUCUGUGUCUGUUUUUCCGUACUCUGUUUCAGUGGAUUACAGUUGAUUCUUUCUCUUAUUUG